CUAGAGACACCCAAAGACCUGCAAGGUUCACAGGGAGGGAAGUCCACAGAAAUCUUUGUUGAAAAUGUCAACCUCAAAUGGCUGAGUUGGAACGGGGUCCUUCCAAAUGGUGCAGUGGGUAUCUAUAAUGGAUAUGUCUCACGCACUGACUAUGUUUGCAAACUCAACUGUGAGGCUGGAUUCUACACACCAAGCAAAGGCCCAUACUGCUUCUACCCCUAUGCUGACAGAGAAUAUGCUGCCCCUGAAUUUGACAUCCUGGUCAAUGAGGACAACUUUGAGUUUCUGCAGUGGAAGGAUGAUUCCUACGGUUCUGUGCCCCCAUAUUCUGUCAGAACAUGUUCUGGCGUCAACACUUUUGUUGGGAAGAACAAAUAUGGCCUGGGAAAGAUUUCUACUCAACAUGAAGCUUUUUUUCUUCCCUGGGAUGGGGAUGAAUACUGGUAUAAGACGUACCAAGUGCUGACCAUCAACAAAGAUGUCUAUGCUCAGCACAUCUCUCAUGUAGAGUAUAACAUCAAUGAGGUUGAAAUUUUCCAGUAUCCACCAGAAACUAUGAGAAUCUCUAGUGUGGUCAAUAAUGAAUGCCAGACUGUUACCAAGACAGUUACCAUUGAGAAGAGAAGUGAAGUAGCGAGCACAUGGGACAUUAAACGCUCCACCAUGCUUGGUGUAACUGGUGGGAUCUCUGCCAAGAUACCGAUCAUUGGCAGUGCCGGGAUCGAGUUCACCUGGGAGAAGACUCUGCAGUUCAGUUAUGGGACCACACUAGUAGAGACCAUCAGCCAUACUGUCGCUGUUGAGCUCCACAUCCCACCAAACCAGUCCUGCACUGUGCGCAUGGAGGGCCGCAAGAUCACUGCUGACAUCCCAUUUAAAGCACGCCUGAGCCGCACAUACAGCAAUGGGGAGACCCAAUGGACUUCUAUUGCGGGGGUCUAUGAUGGAGUGCAGAUUGGUGAAAUAAGGGCUGUCAUUGACCGCUGUGAACCCAUUGCUGAUGCCAAGCCCUGCCCAUAGGGGGCGCACAACAAUCACGCAGUUGAUCUUCAAAAAUCUCUUAAAAACAUUUUUAUAAACUAGAUACUAUAUUAUGUCUUUGCCCUGGAAAAGGUAAUACUAUGUUAUAAUGUGCUUUGAAAAUAAAGCCAACCCCUCUACAAACCAAAAAA
Molecule: messenger RNA, 1172 nt
Organism: Paramormyrops kingsleyae
Lineage: Eukaryota; Metazoa; Chordata; Actinopteri; Osteoglossiformes; Mormyridae
Source: RefSeq, a predicted model, not a curated record